This is a messenger RNA of Acanthosepion pharaonis, 738 nucleotides long. The record is from the annotation of a GenBank genome assembly. NCBI's taxonomy places the organism in Eukaryota, Metazoa, Mollusca, Cephalopoda, Sepiida, Sepiidae.
AUGGACGGUGCCGCCGCCUCCUGGUCAGCGCGCGCGCCUCGCCGGGCCAAUGGCAUGGCCCAGAGAUUCUGGUCAGCACAAACUGACAUAGCCGCCCUUGGGGCUGACGAUGGGAUUCAAAGCUCGCCGCCGGCGUGUUGGUCAGGCGGCGGACCUGCCCGUCCAGCCCGGCAGGUACAGAUCGCCAUCGAGCGGCACGAGAAUCGACUUGCCAUCGGGUGCCCAGUCAUAGGGCGACGACAGUCCUCGACCCGCCGAUGCGCCGCUCACGCUACAUCUUUUCGGCUUCCGGCAGUUCGGCGCCCAGGCCGACCUUUCUGGAGUCGACCAGCAUCCGUUCUCGCCAGUGCGCGUGUCACGCGCCCAGGAGGUCGAGCCGUUCCUUCUCAUCGGCGCGCGGGCGCAGCGAGGUCAGCAGCGUCCCGUCGGGCGAGACAGGCGCAAUCCGCGCGGCUGCGAUCCCGACAGGUCGGGGCUGCCGGAACGCAGGUCGAGGUCAGUUCGCCCACCUUCUCUAUUUCCGAUCAGCGGCCAUGGUCCCGGCGGACCCCCAGUCCGAACGCACCGAGACCCCGACCGAAGCCAGCGCCAGACCCAGCACCCAUUUGCGCAUCCAUAGCACUCAAACCAUCGUUCGCCGUAUCCCGGCGCAUGGCGCGCGCGUUAUCUAGCAGGCGUGCCCAUCCGUGGGGCGGCAUCCCGCGUCGGUCGGAAUACCGCCCGCCCGAAUAUUCGUAA